CUGCAGAUGCUGGCUGAUCUCUGCUGGGCGCGCGCCUCUUUGCUCCUCAUCGCCCGUCAUUCGCCGGGGGGCUUCUAAGGAUGUGGAAACUUCAGAUGUUUGGAGACGCCGCUGUACUUUAGAAAUAGCAGGCGCGCGAUGAACUUGGCACGCGCCUGAACGGACCGCAGACAGGCUGCCCCGCGCGCGUGCGGGAUCUUCAGUCUCUCUUGGUCGGAGCUCCACGAGCGUCGCAGCAUGGAGAAGCUGUGCGUCAUGGCCGUGAUGCUCUGCGCGCUCUGCUCCCGGAGUUCUGCUGCGCCACCAAAGUUGUCAUCUGCAGAACCCAAACCUCCGCCUGGAAGGAGCGCGGAGCAAAAUGAGGAGCUGCAGGGUCAGGAGAGCAUCAUCUCUAAGCUGCUGGGGGAUUAUGAUAAGGUCAAAGCCGUCUCGGAAGGCUCCGACUGCCGGUGCAAAUGCGUGGUGAAGCCGCUGAGCAGGAGCGCGUGCCGGCGGCUGGAGGAAGGCGGCGCGGCGGCGCAGGACUUCUACACCGUGGAGACCAUCACCUCUGGACCGGAGUGCAAGUGCGCCUGCGUCGCUCCUCCGUCUGCGGUCAACCCGUGCGAGGGCGACUUCCGACUGAAACAGCUCCGAGAGGCGGGAAAACAGAACGUCAAGCUGUCCACCAUCCUCGAGCUGCUGGAGGGCUCCUUCUAUGGGAUGGACCUGCUGAAGCUUCAUUCCGUGUCCCAGAAGCUCACAGAUCGGAUGGAUCGGAUUGAGAAGGUGGUCUCUUUGAGCCGCACCAACGACGAGUCACGGCCUCCGAGGACUCCUCCCAUGCCACCAGAAGUGCAGGAAGCUCCGCCUACUGCUCUUCCUCAUGAGAAGGAAGUGCUGGGAGAGGUCAGCAGGGCAGCGGCAUACCUGGAUCCAGAGGAAAAACAGGAUGGAAAGUUUGUUGUGGAAAAUCCACCAAUAGUGGACUCGGAGAAAGUCGGUGAGAUGGCGACUCCUGAGAACCGGGGGGGUACGGAAGCUUCUCAGGCGGUGAAGAUCCACCCCAACGGGAUGAUCAUCCGGGGGAUGACGUUCUACAAAUCUGAUCAGGGCGCCAUGGCGGCAGACGAUGGAGAACCUGGAGAGAACUUUUUUGAAUACCAUGAAUUCAGCGGCGAUGGCCCGACCAGCCUCUUCAUCGAGGAGGAUCUCCUUCUGCACAGAGCCCCCCGGCCCAGGACGAGAACGGGAUGGAGAUCGUUGAAACUGAAGGCAGCAGGUCUCGUGGAAGACUCCAAGAUGAUCCGCCCGAAGCCAGAAACCAGCUCGGAAGAUCCUCAGAUAAGCAGAAACUUUGGGGUGACUUCAUCAGAGGAUCCUUCAGAACCACCAGCCCGGAGAAACAUCACGGAGGAGAACCCCAGCUCCACAUCCAGAGCCCAACAGACUCCUGAGGGGGUCCCCCCUCCUUCCAUCACCCCUCCCAGUGAAACAGGUACCCCCAAAGCCACGCCCACCUCCAGGCCUGAGCCCAAAGAACAGAGCAGAGGCAGCAAUGGAGGAUCUUCACCUUUUCCAAACUCCGCCGCCUCGACCUCAGCUCCACUACAUCUCACCGCCACUACCUUCGCUCAGGCGGAUCCUUCCGCGGCGCAAAAGAGUUCCACCUUUUCUCCAGACUCACCUUCGACACACAACUCUCCAAUGACAACCUCCUCUACAGCAACACCCCCCAUGGUCAAAAAAGCUGCUGCCGCCAGACAGAAAUACAAAAUCAACUGGGAAGAAGACGAGGAAGGAGAGCCGGACGCAGACGAACCACAGCAGAGAGAUCCAAAGACGACUGCAAGAGAAACUGGAGAAUGCAAAGACACUUUGGCCACCAUCUCUGAGCCGGUCACCCACAACAGCUACGGCCGGGCUGAAGGCGCGUGGAUGAAGGAUCCCAAAUCCCCAGGGGAGCAGAUUUACGUGGCCAACUUUUAUUACGGAAACAGCCUGCUGGAAUUCUACAACCUGGAAGUUUUCAAACAAGGCCGCUUCACCAACUCCUACAAGCUGCCCUACAACUGGAUCGGCACCGGCCAUGUGGUUUAUGGGGGGGCCUUCUACUACAACCGGGCCUUCUCCCGCGACAUCAUUAAGUUUGACCUCCGGCAGCGCCAUGUGGCGGCCUGGACCAUGCUGCACGACGCCCUGUUUGAGGAGUCCUCCUCGCCGUGGGAAUGGCGCAGUCACUCCGACAUGGACUUCGCCGUGGACGAGAGCGGGCUGUGGAUCAUCUACCCGGCGCUGGACGACGAAGGCUUCCUACAGGAAGUGGUGGUUCUGAGUCGACUGGACCCGUCCGACCUCAGCAUGAAGAAGGAGACCACGUGGAGAACCGGGCUGAGGAGGAACAACUUUGGAAACUGCUUCGUCGUGUGCGGCGUCCUGUACGCCGUCGACAGCUAUAAUCGAAGGGACGCCAACCUGGAGUACGCCUUCGACACGCACACCAGCACGCAAAUGAUUCCCAGAAUGCCUUUCAUCAACAACUAUACCUACACCACCCAGAUAGACUACAACCCCAAAGAGGGGCUUUUGUACGCCUGGGACAACGGACAUCAGGUCACGUACAACAUCAAGUUGGCCUACGUCGACCCGUAAAGUUUGUUCCAAAGUUGUUCUGGUUUGAAUCCCUUCUGUGGACUGUAGAUCAGUCCAUACGACAGAUGAGGUCAUCUGUACAUUUAGAGUUCCUAUACUGCCUGUAAAGAGCUUUACCUGUUCUCACCUGAAGUUCAGUCGGUUUGGAUUCCAGCUCCGAGCGCCUCCGACCUCAGAAACGCUUGAAAACCUGAAGCCAAAAUCGCCAAAAUGCCCCUCACAGGCCUUUCCUCCAUGCUGGACUCCAGACAGAAGAGACUGCGUUCAAGUUCCCACACGCAGAUGGAGAACGGCGACGCCGUGUUCAGCCGAACACGCAUCGGACUUUAGUUUCUGCUGGAAAGCUUUAAUUUAAGAUUACAAAGGGGAGGAACGCUCAAAGCUGGAAUUCAGAAGCGAUGACGGCGUGAACUUCAGAGAACCUUCAGGAGAAGAAACCGCUGGCAAACACAUAUGGUGACAGUUAGAGAAAAUCCAGUGUUUAUUUUGGUUGAAUAAAAGACAAAAACGUCACAAAUGUCAUCUCUUUCUGAGUCCAAAGGUUUUCUUUCUGGAAAAAAAAAGUUUUCUGCUGAGCUGCGACACAAACGGCCGGUAAAAUUCUGAUAAAAAAAAA
This is a messenger RNA of Oryzias latipes (Japanese medaka), 3247 nucleotides long. RefSeq names its product olfactomedin-like 2Ba (gene olfml2ba). Gene Ontology annotation, biological process: signal transduction. NCBI's taxonomy places the organism in Eukaryota, Metazoa, Chordata, Actinopteri, Beloniformes, Adrianichthyidae. The record is from RefSeq and is a predicted model, not a curated record.